This is a messenger RNA of Zingiber officinale, 1991 nucleotides long. Its product is annotated as terpene synthase 10-like. Gene Ontology annotation, molecular function: magnesium ion binding; terpene synthase activity. Gene Ontology annotation, biological process: diterpenoid biosynthetic process. The coding region runs from base 72 to 1865 and encodes 597 amino acids. NCBI's taxonomy places the organism in Eukaryota, Viridiplantae, Streptophyta, Magnoliopsida, Zingiberales, Zingiberaceae. The transcript has 7 exons. The record is from RefSeq and is a predicted model, not a curated record.
CGGCACUUGUUUUCUCCUUCACCAAAUUGGAGUUGAGAUUCAAGUUUUUUUUAUUGCAAACAAGAGCGGAAAUGGCUACUUGUCAAGCAAAGUCUAUUUGUGCUCCCAUGAUAUCCGUCCUCCCUCGCCGCCCGAUGAUGGUUGCUGUCGUCAAGCAGUAUUAUGGUCGACAGAUGUUCAGGCGAACUCUGCAGGUCCGAUCAUGCAGUGCCACUAGUCAUGUAGCUGCCUUGAGGCGGUCGGGGAAUUAUCAUCCAAAUAUAUGGACGGACGAGCAUGUGCAAUCUCUCUCGGGCACCUCCACGGUGCAACAAGAAGAGAAACGCGAGAGAAUAAACGUACUGAAGGAACAGACCAGGAAUCUAAUACGCGAGAAGCAGCGAGUUGCAGAGCAGCUUCAACUGAUCGACCACCUGCAACAGCUCGGCGUGGCUUACCACUUCAAAGACGAGAUUGCAGACGUUUUAAGUCGUCUUCAUGCUUCUUUAGACCACGUGAGCUCGGAGCUCAAGGACGAUCUGCAUGCCACAUCGCUGCUCUUCAGGCUCCUCAGAGCAAAUGGCCUCUCUGUUUCACAAGAUUUGUUCGAGAGAUUUAGAGACGAGAAGGAAAACUUCGAAGCUCGCUGUGAGAACCAGAUCAGAGGACUUCUGAGUCUGUACGAAGCUUCCUACCUCGAGAAGGAAGGAGAGACUUUGCUGAAGGAAGCCAUGGAUUUCGCAACAGAGCAGCUGAAAGGAUUCAUGGAGGAGGGAUCUGUUCCCGAGGCUGGCGGUCUCAGAGAACAGGUGGCUCAUGCGCUGCAGCUUCCACUGAAUUGGCGGUUGGAGAGAGUGCAGCACAGGUGGUUCAUAGAAGCAUGCAGCAGUGGCGACGACACCGUCAACCCUCUCCUUCUGGAGUUUGCUAAGCUCGACUUCAAUCUGGUUCAGGACAUGUACAAGAGUGAACUCAAAGAGCUCUCCACAUGGUGGUCAGGGCUCGGGCUUUCAGAGAAGCUGCCAUUUUUCAGAGACAGAUUAACUGAGAACUAUCUGUGGGCACUUGGUUUGACUUAUGAACCAGAUAACUUGAGAUGUAGAAUCAUCGAAACAAAGGCAAUCUGUUUUAUUACAUUGAUCGAUGAUAUUUACGAUGUCUAUGGAACCUUGGAUGAACUCCAGCUCUUCACUGAUGCCGUCGACAGAUGGGACUUAACUGCCAUGGGCAAGCUUCCAGAGUACAUGAAACUAAGUUUCUUUGCACUCUUCAACAUGGUGCACGAAGAAGGCUACCGGGUGAUGAAGGAGACAGGCCUGGACGUUGUGCCUGGUUUAAAGAGAAGAUGGGGAGAUCAAUGCAAAUCAUACUUUGAGGAAGCAAAAUGGUUCCACCAUGGCCAAACCCCCAUUCUCAAGGAGUACUUGGAGAAUGCAUGGGUAACCGUAUCAGGUCCAGUCCUCCUUUUUAAUGCUUACUGUGUGGGCAAAGACUUAACUGAAGAGGCCUUGAAAAGUUUUCCCAGUUAUCACGAGAUCACACGCUCCGCCAGCACACUUGCUCGUCUUUACGAUGAUAUGGGUACUUCCACGGAUGAGCUAGAAAGAGGCGACGUGCCAAAAUAUGUUCAAUGCUACAUGCACGAGAAAGGUGUCUCAGAGGAAGUGGCACGUAGGGAGAUAAGAGAAUUGAUGAGGAAAUAUUGGAGAGAAUUGAAUGCAUCUCUUAGUUGGGAUUCUCCAUUAGAGGAGUACGUCAAGAAUGUAAUAAUCAAUAGCUCUCGGAUAUCGCAGUUCUUUUAUCAGGAUGGGGAUGGAUAUGGCAAGUCUGAUGGAGAAACCAAGUCUCAAAUUAUUUCGUUGUUAUUCGAACCUAUCCAAAUCUAGAAGGAAUGCACACGUUGUUGUAGACGGAGGAUGGAUCCCGCCUUAUUAAAAUUUGUAUUUGCCUAUCUAUAUAUAAAGUUUUGUCCAAUUAAUAAAUGAAAAGUUUAUUAUAUUGGCAUAAAUAUA